AUUAAAACCACCAGUCGAGGCUCCUUAUUUCUAGUAAUAGUAAGCUAAAAUAUUUCUAUAUAUUUGUUUUUCGUUGCCGGUACUGAAUUACGAUUGGUUUGUAAAAGGUCUUGCGCAUUUUAGAAGCGUUUAGCGAAAAACACAUCCCGCCAGAGAAAUAAUUUCUGUCUCGCAGGUGUAAGCACGGAUACAAGAGGAUAGUUCUUGAAGAGAAACUCGUCGUCUUGAAUCAAAUGUACAGGCAAGAGAGCGAUCGCCGUUUUCGCCAGCAGGAAGCCAGCACGUUUUAUCGUAGCUUGCGAAGCGAGGGCAAGGAAAAAAGCGAAAUAUCAAGAACAGAACGAAAACAGGGAAAAACAGAACUCGAAGAGGAACAUCUACAAGCCACAGGGAAAGAAACAUCUUUCAUCAGCGAUAGGACAUUAGCAAUCAAGUCAAGAGGGCCUCACAGAAGGGACGGCUUGUUUUUCGUUCAUAAGAUAAAACGACUUAUGGACGAACUGUUAGAGGAAAAAUUAGACAACGAAGUAUACGAUGAGGAGUCCUGUAAAAUAAAAUGUUUGACACUAUCCGAGGAGAUAAAACAGAAAGUUAAAGAACUUGGGAUGACAAGGUAUCGAAUUAUUUGCCAUGUCUCCAUAGGGUCGUGCAGCGGCCAAGGUCUGAUCAUGGCGAGUCGAUUCAUAUGGAAUGAUAUUAAAGAUAACUUCGUAACAUCGACAUUUAGGAAUGUUUCUUUAUUCGCUGUGGCGACAGUCUUUGGUGUCCUGAAGGAAUAAAACAAGACAGUAUACGUAUUAAAAAGGGUUCCGCUGUAGUAAGUAAAUAUAAGGAUAUAUAGCGAACUCCAAAGGUUUUGCUCAUAUACAGAUAUAUCAAAUCCAGAUGUGCAUUUUUAAAACUGAACAAGCGAUAUAAAGAUAUAUAU
Messenger RNA from Actinia tenebrosa (Australian red waratah sea anemone), 928 nucleotides. RefSeq names its product dynein light chain Tctex-type 5-like. Gene Ontology annotation, cellular component: cytoplasm; cytoplasmic dynein complex. Gene Ontology annotation, molecular function: dynein intermediate chain binding. Gene Ontology annotation, biological process: microtubule-based movement. The record is from RefSeq and is a predicted model, not a curated record. Lineage: Eukaryota; Metazoa; Cnidaria; Anthozoa; Actiniaria; Actiniidae.